CAAACGUGGAUGGACGCGCGAAGACUAGAUCGACGGAGGGUCUCACACGCAGUGAAGGGGAUCUCGUUCAACAUACAGAACACACAGAUUGCAGCAAAAAUGUCGUCGGGAUACAGUCGGUCCUGCACGUAUUCGCGGAGCCAUUGAGCAUUGUCCCGGUGUUCUUCCUGCUGAUCGUCCGUCUGCAACUCCGACAGAGCCGUGUCCAGGACGCGCAAUGCAUCCAGAUCGGUCAUCCACCCGAAGUCCUUGUUGACGGC
Messenger RNA from Mycena citricolor, 260 nucleotides. Lineage: Eukaryota; Fungi; Basidiomycota; Agaricomycetes; Agaricales; Mycenaceae. The record is from the annotation of a GenBank genome assembly.